AUGGAAGGUGAGAGGACAAAGUACGCCAACUCUAUUUUGGUGUCGAAGGGGCCUCUAGAGGCUACCGAGAUUAUCCGGCUGCGGCUAUCGCAAGCCAAGCUCAUUAACAAGAACUUUUAUCUGCUCUUCCGUGAGCUCUCGGAGAUGAAGCGCAACUACGCGCAGCAAUUGCGCAAGGUGAUUGCCGAGAACGAGCACCUGGAGAAGAUGCUUGCUCGCGACAUGCUGGAAAACAGAGUGCUGACAGCUGAGGAGCUGCGUAACUUUCAAUUCGACUCCUUGGGGCCGCUCAAGCAAAUGUGGGCCGGCGUUUUCGACGCGCUAAAGCUCGAGCUGCAGACUUCAACCGAUCUGUAUCACACGCUCGACCGCGACGUGAUCGCCAAUUUGAAGGAUUUCACGGAAAAGGACCCUCGCUGGAACCAGAGCAGGCACCUCCACUCAUCCUUAUCUAAGAUCGCGGUUGACAUUGAGAGGUCUGGCCGGGAGUCCGGUGCCUCUGAAAAGAAGAACUUGCAGGAAGCCAGUUCCCAAUGGGACUCCCAGGCUGCAGAUUUGUUUGAGCUCUUCGAGUCUACAGACUACCACCGGCUCUUGUGUCUUAAGAACUGUUUGCUGACAUACCAAAGUGGGCUUGGAGACUACCUAGCGCAAAACACCCAGAAGAGCGAGGAAGUUAUGGCACAGAUACUCGGUUUUGAUCCAGAGCGCGAGAUCGACCGUUUUGCACGGGACGCCUCUAGUUACAACUUCCGGUUCAAAGCCCCAGCUUUUCCCGUGGACGAAGCGCCCUCGUCAGCUUCGCACAAAAAGGAGCCCCGCUCCGCUAAGAACGGUCACAAUGCGCUUGGAGGCAUUGCCAACAGGCUCUCCUCCUCUGGAACGGUGGUGAAGCACGACUUGAUGAAGUCGGAAUUUUCGGACUCCUCAAACAAUAGCUCUCUGAAGCAGAAGAAAUCUUCCAACAAGCUCAAAUCCAAGAUGGGCUCGAUAUUCGGAAGGAACAAACUUAAGUCAAAAAAGUCCGACCGGCUUCAGGAUAACGUCAUUGCAGAAAGCGAGACGUCUUCAGUGAGGACAGACGACUCUGGCACGCGUACAAGAGGAUCCUCUACCCCUGCGCCAAGUCCCCUGAAAGAUACCGUAAACAAGAGCGGUUUGACCUCCGAGUCCAGGAACGGAAGCUCGGCUGAGCGCCCUCCUAGACUCACGUCUGCAGCCACUGCCUCGACUCUGUCGAUUCACCAGCCUCCACUUAAGCCACAGCAGCGGGAGAAGCCCCCUCCAGCCGAAGCAACCCCAGUUGGUCCCGCAGCCUCAACUGACGCAUUAACGGCUAAUGAUGCUGCCAAGACGGUUCCUCCACUUCAUGUGCAGGCCCCACAUGGCGCUCAAAUUCCAGUCCAGGCUCCUGCUCAGGCACAGGCUCAGGCUCAGGCACAGGCACAGGCUCAGGCUCAGGCUCAGGCUCAGGCUCAGGCUCAGGCUCAGGCUCAGGCUCAGGCUCAGGCCCCUGCCCCACCACCCUCCAGAAAGACGGGCCCCGCUCUGCAAUCCACCGCUCCCAGGGAGCCUCACGGUUCUGUCCCCGCCCCAGCAACAGUGAAUAGACGCGACGUCCAGUCGAAGUUGUUUACGGACCUUUCUCAGGCAGACAUUGACGCUCAACAAAACAGGCGUCUUUCAUCGCUCUCUUCGCAGAUGACUGGCGAGCUCAAGGCACUCAACCCUCAGUCAACGGGUUCGUCUUUGACGCAUUCCGUAUCGAUUGGACAAUCAAUUUUCCACCAUUCCGAGUUAACCUCUUUCGGGCUUAACGCGAGUGUUGCUGAAGUGAUUAACGCCACAUACAAAGAUGGUGUUCUCGCUUCGUCUCAGCUAAUAGGUGAAGUUGCACUGAACUAUCUAGCUGACGACCAAGAACUUCCGAUAGACAUCAACUUGAAAAUGAACAAUUUCAACAGCUUCGAAAAAGUCAUUGUGAACCAAGCAUUCAUUGAACAAGUCCAGCCAGAAAUUUAUAAAAUAAAUCCUCGUUUCAUUCAGUCCAGGACGCUUGGUGCAUUCAAAUAUUCCUUAGCAGACCCGGUGGCUCCUCUUGUCAUCCAUCCAGCGUUGAGGUUUGAGGACCACCAAGCUAGCGUUGUUCUCACGCUAAAAAUUGCCCCUAACGUAGACUCGUUUGUUCAAGAGUUGACCUUAGAUGAUCUCAUAGUCUUUGUUUCCAUCGAAGGCGCGUCGGCCACAAGUGCACUGUCAAAGCCUCAAGGCUCCUUCAGUAAAGAGAAAAAAAGAAUAACAUGGAGAUUCUCCGAGCCAGUGACUAUCAAGAAAGGCGGAGAAGAGAGGUUAAUCGCAAGAUUCAUGACGGAUGGAAGAGCUCAUGAAUCUUCGAAAGGUGUUGGCGCAAAGUUCACGAUCAAGAGCUACCAAUUUGGAAGCGCUUUGGACAUGGAAAGCCAAGAGGUUGACGCCGACGAUCCAUUUGCCGCUAAUGCGGGUUGGAAGCCUGUCACAACAAAGCGGACUUUGGUGGCAGGGAACUAUAUGGGCUUAUCCCAGUGA
Messenger RNA from Lachancea thermotolerans CBS 6340, 2565 nucleotides. It is a transcript of the gene SYP1, whose product is annotated as Syp1p. Gene Ontology annotation, biological process: septin cytoskeleton organization. The coding region runs from base 1 to 2565 and encodes 854 amino acids. Gene Ontology annotation, cellular component: endocytic vesicle; cytoplasm; plasma membrane. The transcript has a single exon. NCBI's taxonomy places the organism in Eukaryota, Fungi, Ascomycota, Saccharomycetes, Saccharomycetales, Saccharomycetaceae. The record is from RefSeq and is a predicted model, not a curated record.